GUGGGGGUGUCCUUGCUUGAUUUUGGGGCACCUCUUGGGGUGCUUGCGGCCCGAUGAGGGGGCACACGCCUGGACCGGGGUUGCCCGUGCGCGGCUGAGCAGUGCGUAGUGGCUCUGGGGACUGUGCCUGCUCUCUAGAUACCAAAAUGAGUACCAUGCUGAGCCAUGCGAUCAGAAACUUCCCUGCCUCCUCAGGAUGGGCUGCCAGGGUCUUUGCUCGGUCGCUCAGCUGCUCGUUGCAGUUACAAGCUGCAGUCCAACCCAAGACUAAGAAGACCUUAUCCAAAAGUGGUGUGAAGAAUAUUGUCGUGGUGGAGGGCGUCCGUACCCCCUUCUUGCAGUCUGGCACCUCGUAUGCCGAUCUUAUGCCACAUGACUUGGCAAGAGCAGCUCUGCAGGGGUUGCUGAACCGCACCAGCGUCCCACGGGAUGUUGUGGAUUACAUUGUGUAUGGCACAGUUAUCCAGGAGGUGAAAACCAGUAAUGUUGCUCGAGAGGCUGCCUUGGGAGCAGGUUUCUCUGACAGAACUCCAGCCCACACAGUUACUAUGGCUUGCAUUUCUUCCAACCAGGCUAUGACCACAGGUGUGGGUAUGAUCGCAGCUGGGCAGUGCGACGUGGUCGUGGCAGGGGGUGUGGAGCUGAUGUCAGACGUCCCCAUUCGUCACAGCAGGAAGAUGAGGAAGACCAUGCUGACCCUGAACCGAGCCAAGACCCUGGGCCAAAAGCUCUCCUUGCUUUCCAAAAUCCGCCCUGACUACUUUGCUCCUGAGCUCCCAGCUGUGGCAGAGUUCUCCACCAGCGAGACGAUGGGGCACUCUGCUGACCGUCUGGCCGCUGCCUUCGCCAUUUCCCGUUUGGAGCAGGACGAGUACGCCCUCCGCUCACACACCCUGGCCAAGAAAGCCCAGGAUGGAGGCUUGCUGCUCGAUGUGGUACCCUUCAAAGUGCCAGGCAAGGAUACAGUUACCAAAGACAACGGCAUCCGUCCUUCCUCCAUGGAGCAGAUGGGCAAGCUGAAGCCAGCUUUUGUCAAGCCUUAUGGAACUGUCACGGCAGCCAACUCCUCCUUCCUGACAGACGGCGCUUCAGCGAUCCUGCUGAUGUCUGAGGAGAAGGCUCUAGCAAUGGGCUACAAACCAAAGGCCUACCUAAGGGACUUUGUGUAUGUGUCUCAGGACCCAAAGGACCAGCUGCUACUGGGCCCAACGUAUGCUACUCCCAAAGUUCUAGAGAAGGCUGGUCUGACCAUGGCUGACAUCGACGUGUUUGAGUUCCAUGAAGCCUUUGCUGGGCAGAUCUUGGCUAACCUGAAAGCGAUGGAUUCGGACUGGUUUGCCCAAAACUACAUGGGCAGAAAGUCCAAGGUUGGAGCCCCUCCUCUGGAGAAGUUCAAUAACUGGGGGGGUUCCCUCUCACUGGGACAUCCCUUUGGUGCCACAGGCUGCCGCCUGGUGAUCACUGCGGCUCACCGGCUGAAGAAGGAGGGGGGCCAGUAUGGGCUGGUUGCUGCCUGUGCUGCAGGAGGGCAGGGCCAUGCCAUGAUAGUGGAGCUCUACCCUCAGUAAGAGGACUGCUGAGGGGCUGCUCAUCCAGCACGCGCCUGGCGAUGCCAUUUCAAUGCACUAACGAGAACGUAACAAUCCUUCUUGGCAAGGAGUUUUGGUGGCCUUUGUAAAUGCCUUUUGUCUACUCAGUUGGUAAUUUUCAACUAGCAAACAUGCUGCAAGAAAUAAUCCACUUCCAGAGUGAGCAAAAACUUCCUGUGGCUCUUAGUCUCUCCAGGGUCCUUGCCUCCAGAGAUCUGAUUUCUGCUGUCGCUCUUGAAUGAGAAAGAUUUCUGUCCCUGAAGAAUUAAAAUGAGAGUGAGCUUCAGAGAUGAGGAGACUGUAAAGUGCUGGAGGUUGGUGAGGAUGAGCUAAGGUGGCCUUAUGGGGAGCAAGCUCUUGUCUCAGAAGGAUUCAAACAGAGUUGUCUGACGUGGUUUUGUAGAGAGGGAGUCG
Molecule: messenger RNA, 2003 nt
Organism: Dryobates pubescens (Downy woodpecker)
Lineage: Eukaryota; Metazoa; Chordata; Aves; Piciformes; Picidae
Product: hydroxyacyl-CoA dehydrogenase trifunctional multienzyme complex subunit beta
Exons: 16
Coding region: 147-1568 (473 amino acids)
Biological process (GO): fatty acid beta-oxidation
Molecular function (GO): acyltransferase activity, transferring groups other than amino-acyl groups
Source: RefSeq, a predicted model, not a curated record